GUGCCGCGUUGCGCGGCCGGCGGGCGGCGCUGCGGCGGGCGCGGCGGGGCGGCCAUGGCGGCGGCACGGCCGGUGCGGCUCCGGGGGCGGCUGGUGCUGCUGCUGCUGCUGCUGCUGCUCGGCGCGGCGGGGCCCGGCGUGAGGGCGGCGCGGAGCCGCGGCGCCGACCGCCAGAACAGCCUCCGCCGCGCCGCCAGCGGCCUCUACCAGGGCGUCAGCGGCCUCUUCGGAGAGGACAACGUGCGGGCCCUGCAGAAGUUUUUCUCAAGGUUGACAGAGAGGUUUGUGAAUGGGGUGGAUGUAUUAAUGGACACAUUCUGGAGAAUAUGGACUGAUUUGUUAGAUGUUCUUGGAAUUGAUGCCUCCAACCUGACUCAUUAUUUCAGCCCAGCAGCCAUUGCCAACAACCCGACCCGCGCCCUCCUGCUGAUCGGUGCCAUUUUACUGGCCUACUGGCUUUUAUCUCUCUUCCUGGGAUUCUUCUUCUAUCUCCUGCACAUGCUGUUCGGCCGCUUCUUCUGGAUCGCCAGGGUGGCCCUGUUCACGCUGUCCUGCGUGUACAUCCUGCAGAAGUACGAGGGCGACCCCGAGCACGCCGUGCUGCCGCUCUGCUUCGUCGUGGCCGUCUACUUCAUGACGGGGCCCGUUGGGUUUUACUGGAGAAGGAACAGCAACAGCAGCCUGGAGGAGAAGAUGGAUCACCUGGAUAGCCAGAUCAGACUGCUGAACAUCCGCCUUUCCAGGGUGAUCGAGAACCUGGACAGGGGCAGCGAGCAGUGAGCCGGCCCCUGCCCGCCACCUACACCAGCUCCGGAGGGUUCCUAAGCACUGUCUCAUCCCAAGUUAUGAAGCAACAAAACAUCACAUGGUAAAAAGUGUGCAGAGUUAUAACUUUUCAUCGUGUCUAAGACUAAUUUAUCUAGGUUAAACACUCAGCCGUUAGACUUCUAGGAGAAAGAAAAAAAAAAAAACAUUUACAAAAUUCAGCUGUAUAUUCAGAGUUUUAUCCAGUACUAGAAUUUUCUCAGUAGAUAAACGCUUACUUUUACAAGCAUUUAAAAACAUCUUUUGUAAAGUUUUUAUAAAAGCAAAUUGAGUAGUCUUUCAGAUAUUGAAAUUGAGUUAAACAUAUGCAAAUUUGACACUUUAACAGUUAAAAAGAAAAAAAAAAUCUCAAGCUAUCAAGCACUUCCAUUGAGAAGUAACUGCUGUGGGUCCAUAUUUUUUCUUCAGAGUUGUGAAUGUUUUUGUGUUUUUGUUGGCUUAUUUCAUUGCCUUGAAGUUGCCUUUCAUAGAGUAUCAGAUGAGGAAUUUUCUGGUAUCCAGGCCAAAAAAUUCACACCAUAGCUUUUAACAGGAGGUGGGGAAUGAGGGAGAAGAAAGAUCUGAAAGUCCUUAAAGGCCAGUCCAGUGUGAGGAAGAGCAUGUGUGGCAUUUUAUCAUUGCAUUUCAUCCCGAGAACUUUAAUUUGUUAGUGUCUGGCAGGAAAUCUGGUUUAAUAAAUUGGCAGAGAAGGAAGAUGUAGUGUGACAAAUUGUAAUUCACAUUCGAUCUGCACAAUGAAGCAUUUUCCAAGCUUAAGUGCGUAGACUAAAACAUGAUUUUUAAUCUCAGGACCCACGUAGUUUCUCAGAAAAGGCAGCAGUUAAAACACGUGCAAAUGUAUUGUUGCUUAAAGCUUUCUCAGGACCAAUAAGCGGCAAUAAAUUAUCUUCAGGAAGAUCUGGAUUUUUUUCUAAAAUGAUAAUAGUUUUAUAGGAGCUUUUUGCUUGAAGUCUGUGUCCUCAUUAGGUUUUGGGCAAAGCGAGUCACCUUUAGAGGAGGGCGUAGGAAACGGUUCUCUUUCAGAGCAGUGGAGCUUUGAAGCAAUUUUAUUUUGCAGGAUUUCUGUAUUUCUUAGAACUAACGAGCUCGGUAGGGUAUCACUGGCUGUGCUGGUUUACUGAAACGCACUGAAGCAGAGGUAACCUCAGGGAAGGAAGUGUGGAAUGUGGUUUCACCUGGAAACAGCAGCAUCCAAGGACACAGAAGUGUGGAGGGAGGGGAAGCACCUACCCCUAGCGAUGAGCACAGUCCUGAUACCACGAGGGGUAGGAUGGAGCACAGCUGAAGCUCUCCAUAUUCCAUAGGGUCCAAACAACUGCAUCAAAAAGCGCAACAAAAAUUGGUCUGUGAUGGGGCCUGGCUGCAAAGCAGGGGAACGAGGAGGAGGAGGAGGUUCCCCAGGUGAGCCUGCCAGCGCCAGCUCUGCUGGGACAGGCUGGCCACAGCUUGUUCUUCCACUGGGCAAAGCUUUUGUUGGAUGUGAUGCUUAACUGAAUGUAACUGUGGGGCGGUUUUCUUUUUCUCUUUAUGCUGAAGUCUGAUGUUCUUCUUGAAAUGUGUGUGUUACUUGCCUAACCUCUUUGGGUCUGUGUGUGACAUUUCCACGGAGGUUAUUUUUAAAUCCAUGUUAAUGGCCUUGACUCCUGGUGAUCACUUCGGUUCAACAUGGUUGAAGUUCAUAUGCACUUGGCACGGUUGGAAUGCAUUUUGAUUUUUUAUGUCACCUGUAAAUCCCCCUGCUCCCCAUUUAUUAACAAGUACAUGGUUUAGAGUUGUUAAAUAACUGAUUAUCUCAACUUAAAAUCUUUCCUGUGAACGGAUAGGGACUAUGGCAAGAAAUAGUCCACUUUGUCAAGCUGAAAAUGUAAUUUAUAGUAAAUUCCUUUUUCCAGCUCAUUUUCCAUAGUAUUACAGAGUCUUCCCUGUGAACUCAGUUCUCCAUACAGUUGAGCACAGAGGACUGGGCUAAAACACCGACCUGGAAAUUAGGAAUUGACAAGUAAAGCUUGUCAGGUCUUGAUGUGUUUUGUCAAAUUUGAGACCUGAGGACCAAAGUCUGCAAACCUCGCUCAUGUCAGCGGCUCCAUCGCCUUGCUAGGACAACGUGCAUGGGUCAGUUUGCAUAGAUUGUAUUUUGUGUAAUCCAUAUUUAACGUUGAAGUUAAAAAUACUGGAUCAUUUAUAUAUUAAGAGGUGUCUAUGAUAAAGAUUUCUUUAAAAGUAUUAUAUAAAAAUUAAUUUGGAUUAUAGUUUCUCCCUGUCUCGCUCUAAUAAUUUAUCUUUGUUUUGUAAAAUCAGCCCUCCUAUAUUAAUACUCUUCAUUUUGAUCACCCUGUUGCUUGAAAAAUGGUAUUUUUAUAUUUACUUGCAUCCCAUGUAUAGCAAAAUAUUAUGUGAAAAGCAGUAUAUAUAAAAUUGGGUAUUUUUAAUCAGUAUUUUUCCCAGCACUCAGUUUUCACAUUAGUCAAAUUCAGAAGUAAUGAUUUUUUUAAAGCACAAUCUAAUCUUCAAUAUAUAUAUAUAUAAAUAUAUACUUUAAAAAUGCUCUGUAUUUUUAAACAUGCACUGUAGUGAAAGCGCUUUUGGGGACAUGAAUGUGGUAUUGUAUUUAACCUCUUUCAACUUUUGUAAAUACCUUUUACAAGUAUUUUCCAUACUGGGCCAUCUAGUUUACCCAUGGCGGUUUUUGCUGUUUUUUAGAGACCCGUGCCAGUGGCUGCACUGCUGUUGUAUCCCACAGAGCAUCCCAGAGAUGGGCAGGGCUCUGUGUCACCUGGGGACAAACCCAGCCUGCCAGGUGACACCUGCCUGGGGCACGGGUGGCACUGGGCAGCCCUGCCAGGUGACACCUGCCUGGGCAGGGGUGGCACUGGCAAUCCCAGCAGGUGACACCUGCCCCAGGCAUUGACAACCCCAACAGGUGACACCUGCCCGGGGCAGGGGUGGCACAACCCUCGGCAAGUGACACCUGCCUCAGAUGGGGUGGCACUGGGCAGCCCUGGCAGGUGACACCUGCCGCAGGCUCGGGUGGCACUGGCAAUCCCAGCAGGUGACACCUGCCCCAGGCUGGGGUGGCAUUGACAACCCCAACAGGUGACACCUGCCGGAGGCUGGGAUGGCACUGACAACCCCAACAGGUGACACCUGCCCGGGGCAGGGGUGGCACUGGACAGCCCUGGCAGGUGACACUCACCCCAGGCUGGGGUGGCACAACCCUGCCAGGUGACACCUGCCCAAGGCAGGGGUGGCACUGGACAGCCCUGGCCGGUGACACUCACCCCAGGCUGGGGUGGCACAACCCUGGCAGGUGACACCUGCCCAAGGCAGGGGUGGCAGUGACAACCCCAACAGGUGACACCCGCCCCAGGCUGAGGUGGCACUGGACAGCCCUGGCCGGUGACGCCUGCCCCAGGCUGGGUGGCACUGGACACCCCUGGCAGGUGACACCUGCCUGGGGCAGGGGUGGCAGUGACAACCCCAACAGGUGACACCCACCCCAGACUGGGGUGGCACUGGACACCCUUCUAGCUCCCCUUUUUGCCGUGACUUCCCAGAGCAGGGGAGCAGCUCAUGGUGCCCCGCAGGGAGCUGCUGCCGGGGCACAGGUGACACGGGGACAGCCCCACCUGGCUGCCUCGCAGGACGGACCCGCUCCUGGACCUCCCUGCAGCCCUGGAGACGCCGUCACUGUGGGAGCGGCUGGCACCAGCGCCGAGGACGGGCUGCGGCCACCCGGGAGCUCCGCAGAAUUCCCGUGGUUUUCCAGCCUUCGGAACCGCUGCAUUUCCCCGUGUUCGGCUCCCCUGGGCCCGCACGCCUGUAGAUAACCCAUGUGUCCUGUGGAAUGCGGCGCUUCCCGGCGGGUUUGGGUGUACAGACCUGGUGUAGCUCAGUGCUGUGCUAUAGCGCGUCCCUCUCCUCGUGAUUUGCUUCUCAAGACUCGUUGCGUCGUCGGUGUGGAAAAUAGACCAGUAUCAACCUUAGCUCUUCGGUGGUGUAGAAGUGUUUAAGUGUGGUUUGCCUCACAUACUGAUCUGUAUUUGGCAGCUAAUGGCAUUAAGUGACCAUGAGUUCUCUUUGUCUGGGUUGGAAAAUUAAAGGUUUUAUUGUAUCCGCAUGUAUUUUAAACUUUUUGGAUAAUUCCAUCGACCUGUGAUGACAGCACAUGUAAAAAACGAUCUUUUCCUUUUAUUCAGAAGUUAUAUUUGCUGUGGUAGCAGUUGUUGUUGGCACUGAUGGUAGUGAUUUCACAUCCUGUUUUGUACAUCAGGUUUCACGAUUACAGUGUUUAAGUUUGUACAAUUGUUUAUGUAAAAAUGAUUUGGUCUGAAGAGAUGCUGUGUGUUCACUUCUGAUCCUAGACACAUACGAGAUCCUACUGAUAAUACUGUUAAGUAGUUACAACUGUACCAGACUUAUUUUUUACAGAGCUUUACAUGCCUUUAUUUAUUCCUUUAUCGGACCAUCCAAACCAUGUACUCCGUAGUUCAGUAUUUGUAGACCAGUUUCACCAAUCAACUUAAAGGCAUUGUGGCAAAAGCUUCGAAUAAAUGUUUACUGAGACUUUGCACUGA
Prinia subflava (tawny-flanked prinia) is the source of this 5399-nucleotide messenger RNA. RefSeq names its product BRI3 binding protein (gene BRI3BP). The transcript has 5 exons. Gene Ontology annotation, cellular component: mitochondrion. The record is from RefSeq and is a predicted model, not a curated record. Bases 55 to 780 code for a protein of 241 amino acids. Lineage: Eukaryota; Metazoa; Chordata; Aves; Passeriformes; Cisticolidae.